This is a messenger RNA of Anopheles aquasalis, 3207 nucleotides long. RefSeq names its product zinc finger protein 493-like. Gene Ontology annotation, molecular function: zinc ion binding. Gene Ontology annotation, cellular component: nucleus. The record is from RefSeq and is a predicted model, not a curated record. NCBI's taxonomy places the organism in Eukaryota, Metazoa, Arthropoda, Insecta, Diptera, Culicidae.
GGGGCCGCUAGUGAGAGUGUGAUGAAUCUCGAGGAGGAGGAACCGGUUGUCGACGAUAAUCCAACAGCGGUGCCGAACGCGUACCCGGAAACCUACUGCCGCUUCUGCUUCUCGGAAAUCGACGUCCAGCCUCUGUUUUCCCCAGAAUGUAAUCCCAAAUCGAGUGUGCUAUUGCGAGUGCGCCUGUUCGAGUGCAUAGGACUGCGACUAACGAAGGAUGUCGAUUAUCCCAGCUCCAUAUGCUUAAUGUGUUCCUUGACACUGCAAGAGUUCAAAUGCUUUCGGGAUCGUUGCUUGAAGUAUGAUGAAAUCUUCCGCCGUUGCCGAAAGCAGAGCGCAGAAAAGCGGCAUCCGGAUGUGGUUGAUCCACGCCAGAACGCGACAGAGGUGGUGCGGAAGGUGAACGGAACAAAAGAACCCGUGCCCAAACCGCCGCGUAACAUCUGUUGUGCAUACUGUCCACGGAAAUUCACGCGGCAAAUGUACUACGAGCAGCAUUUACAGAAGCACACCAAACUGAAGGGGCAGCGAGAACGCCCGUUUCGGUGUUCGUGCUGUCCACGUUCCUUCGAGUCGCUGCCCCGGCUAAAGUUCCACGAAAAGAAAGAGCACGGCAAAAAGGCUAGCAAGAAAGCGGGCGAAGGGACAUCAUUCGUUUGUCCGGAAUGUUCGAAAUCCUUCAAAUAUCGUUAUUCGCUGCGGAUGCACAUCCUCAACCAUCGUGGCCAGUUGCCGUUCGUGUGUGAAAUAUGUGACAGUGGGUUCUACAACGUCAACUAUCUGACCGCACACAAGGCACGGUACCAUGGUCCGAAUGCUGUGGCCGUAGUGCGCGGUGAAAAGAUCACGUGUCGAUACUGUCCGCGCAGUUUCCUACGGAAGUGUGAUCGGACGAGUCACAUGAAGCAGAUGCACCCGAACAUUCCCGAGGAAAACCAUGCACCGGAAAUGCUCGAAGAGUGUCCCCCGGCAGACAGCGAAGGAAUGACCGAUCCGGAGCUCCUACCACCGAACGUCCACGAGCCGAUGAUGGUGAUAAAGGAGGAGCAGAUGGAGCAGGAGUCGGAAGAUCCGGUUGUUCCGGUUGUUCCGGAUGUUCCGGUAGAAACGAAGACUGAAGCCAAGGAUGCAAAGGAUUUCUAUUGCGUAACCUGUGCGAUGGAGUUCGAUACGGAGGACAUGUACUCGGAACACAUGGACGAUCAGCAUUCGCUCGGAGGGGCCGAGUCUACUGAUCAGACUGAAGGGGGGCACCGUAGCCAAGACGGGGUGGUACGGUUCCGUAGCAGAAAGAGAAUCAUCUGCUGUCAGUAUUGUCCCGCAAUAUUUAGCCGGCCCGGUUACUUGAACGCACAUACGUUGCGGAAGCACCCGGACAAGUAUGAAACUUCCAUGGGUUCGUACAAGUGUCGCUUCUGCCCACGACAGUUCCAUGAGCUACGAUAUCGAAAGGUCCACGAGCGAAUGACGCACGCCAGACGGGGUGAGGUAUUGCCGGAGAUGCACGAAUUUUCCAGCGAAACAACACACAGUGUGGUGGUCAGCACCGCGGUCCUAGAAGCGACGUCCGAUGAACCUUCGAACGAUGGAACGAGUACAGUGAGCGAUCUUUCUCUUCUGGGCAACGCAUCCCUGGUGAUCCUGUUGGAACCGCUACCACCGAAGGUGCUGGCCACUUACCAGUGGCAACUGGACGAGUACGAUAGGCGAGAGGAGGAACAGGAUGUCAAGCCACUGAUCACUGCAGCACUCGAUGGAGGAACGUGUAGCUCUCCUGCCGGCAGUAGUGAGACCAGCGAACGGGUCGAUUCAAUGCGCACCAAGCUGGGCAUCAAGCUGCACCCGUGCGGGAAAUGUGAGAAAAUGUUUAAAACUCGCCAGGCACUUCAGAAACACAUGAUGUACCACAUCGGCCAGCUGCCGUACCGGUGUGACGAGUGUGGUGUGCAGUUUAUGCGGAUAGGGCAGCUUUCCUUUCACAAAUCGCGCUAUCACGGUGAUAGUGCGCCGACCAUUGUGAACCGGGUUAGCUGUGAUUACUGUCCGCGAAUAUUUCUACGCAAGCAGGAUCUGGCCAGCCAUUACUUUAUGGUCCAUGGUAAAGAUCGUGCUGAGCAACCGUACCGGACGGAUGAUGAUCCUUCGCCGGAGCAGCGUAAAAAAUCGAAACGAAAGGAGUACUGGUGCCAAGGGUGCGGCAGUUUGUUCGAUCGCUAUCGUAAGUGUGAGCGGCACAUCGCGAAGGAACACGGUAUGGACGCGGCGGCGGACGGAGACGCGGGAGCGACGAUCAAGCCAAUCAAGCUUUGCCGCUGCAGCGUUUGUGCGACGAUCUUCAAGAAGCGCGACGAAUGGCUUGACCAUCUGUCGGGUCACGCGAACGUCCGGCCACAUAACUGCGAGCAGUGCUUGAAAGGACGCAAGAAGUUUGGUCGCAAACAGCUCCGCUUCCCGUGCAACGAGUGUGGCGUCAUGUACGAUCGGUACCGCUACUUGGCCAUGCAUAAAGUGCGCUACCAUUCCGAGGACUCAUCGGCCGCCGCCCAGUCACAGCUGCUCAAGUGUGCAUUCUGUCCCCGUAUGUUCACCCGACUGCGGGACGUUAAUCACCAUCAGAUGUCGGUGCAUUCCGAUGGGAUUACGGUGGACACGGCCGAGCAACCUGACGGAGUGGACCAAGAACUACGGCCUACAUCACAGCUACUGCCCCACGAGUUCGGCAGUCUUUCUGAACUGCUGCUUAGUAGCAACUGUAACGAUCUUUCAAACGGAGCCCCUAACAUCAAGCAGGAGCUUCCUUCCAGUUUGGAGCAGUGAGGGGCGUUGCUGCUGCAAGUAUAACAUAGGCAACGAUCACGAUCGUAACGUAACUACGGCCAUAAUCUUACUAAUGAAAUACUCACAAAGUUAACUUCCUUUAACGUAACGCAACGAGCGAUAUCUUAUUGGCCGAUAAGGUCAACAGAAUUGUAAAAAGGGAAUUAUCUACCGAAUAGAAGAACGUCGAAGUAGCCGGUUUGAUUAACAAGCUAGAACUGAGCUGAUGGAGAAUGAUUUGGAAUAAAAUAAUAAGCCUAAAUUAAACUAAGAUAUUUCACCUCCUAUUUCAAUCUGUUUUUGGAUGCUAAAUUUUUGGCUAUUUUUCGUACAGAACUAACUAGAACCUCGUAUCCGUAUCUUUUACUUUUUAAAUUAUCCUUUAAUCUU